CAGGUCCCUCUCCCCUCCCUCUGAUGGGGAGCAGCAAGAGGGCUCUUCCUCUCUCCAAUUCAGCCCCUACAUCUUAGCGGGACCCCCCCUGCUCCUGGCCUUCCCCCCAUUUCCCCCUUCUUCCCCCUUUCUCUCUAUCUCUCUUCCUCCCCUCUUUUCCCACCCCUCCACCUUCUUUUCCACCUCUGCACCUCUUUCCAGCUGCCCAUCUUGAGCGAAGGGAGCAAAGGACUCUGCUUCUCUGAGAACAGGCAGAGCCUCCUUCCUUUUUCCACCCUCCCCUUCCUUCCUUACAUUCUGUCACUUCCCCCCCCUCACUGUAAGCUCUCUCUCCCCCCUUCCUUUUGGAUCUCUCGCCUCUCCUUUCACACACGCUGCCUUUCAUCUCUCGCAUACUCCCAACUGGCAUCCCCCCCACCCUAACACACACACACACACCACCCAGAUGCCAGCAUUGGCACCCCUAGGAUACACCAAAUCGUAGCUCAGGGGCGGGUGGGACGUAACACCCCUGGUACCCCUCAUCAGUCAGGGUGAGCUACCCAAGAACCAUAGUUGAGGGGGGGGGCAAGCGGUAACCCUGAGCCCCGGAAUAUCUGAUGUUCUACAGACCUUUCCCAGCUAGGUGCUUGAGUCAAGAAAGGGAUGGACUGCUUGUGCAUAGUCACUACCAAGAAAUAUCGUUACCAAGAUGAAGACAGCCCCCCGUUGGAGCACAGCCCCGCCCACCUCCCCAACCAGGUAAAGGCCCCUGAGCUGGUCCACGUGGCGGAGAAGAACCUGUCCCAGAUCGAGAGCGUCCACGGCUAUGUGUCUCACUCGCACAUCUCCCCCAUGAAGGCCAACUCCCCACCGGUAAUUGUCAACACAGAUACCUUAGAAGCACCAGCUUAUGUAAAUGGAACGGAAGGAGAAAUGGAAUACGAAGAAAUAACUCUAGAGCGGGUGGGGCAUGACUUUUUCCUCCAGGGUAACUCCGGUUUGGGAUUCAGCAUCGCCGGUGGUACUGACAACCCCCAUGUUGGCGAUGACCCCAGCAUCUUCAUCACUAAGAUCAUCCCUGGUGGGGCAGCAGCACAAGAUGGCAGGCUAAGGGUGAACGACAGCAUCCUCUUCGUCAAUGAUGUGGACGUGCGGGAGGUAACGCACAGCACGGCUGUUGAGGCCCUGAAGGAGGCCGGCUCCAUUGUGCGUCUGUAUGUCAUGCGCAGGAAGCCCCUGGCCGAGAAGGUCAUGGAGAUCAAGCUGAUCAAAGGCCCCAAAGGUCUCGGCUUCAGCAUUGCAGGUGGCGUUGGCAACCAGCACAUCCCCGGCGACAAUAGUAUCUACGUCACCAAAAUCAUAGAGGGGGGUGCAGCCCACAAGGAUGGGCGCCUGCAGAUUGGGGACAAGAUCCUGGCGGUAAACAAUGUGAGCCUUGAAGAUGUUAUGCACGAAGAUGCCGUUGCAGCCCUGAAGAACACAUAUGAUGUCGUGUACUUGAAGGUGGCCAAACCCACAAAUGUUUACCUGAAUGAUUCUUACGCCCCGCCUGACAUCACUUCCUCCUAUUCCCAGCAUCUCGACAAUGAAAUUGGUCACCAGAGCUACCUGGGCACAGACUAUCCACAAGCCAUGACCCCCACCUCCCCUCGGAGGUACUCCCCCAUCCCUAAGGAGCUGAUGGGUGAGGAGGAUAUACCCAGGGAACCGCGCCGCAUUGUCAUUCACCGUGGCUCAACAGGGCUGGGCUUCAACAUUGUUGGGGGUGAAGAUGGCGAGGGAAUCUUCAUCUCUUUCAUCCUGGCUGGGGGGCCGGCCGACCUCAGUGGGGAGCUCCGGAAAGGGGACCAGAUCCUCUCGGUCAACGGUGUGGACCUCAGGAACGCCACACACGAACAAGCAGCCAUUGCUCUGAAAAACGCCGGCCAGACGGUCACCAUCAUUGCUCAGUACAAACCGGAUGAGUACAGCCGCUUUGAGGCCAAGAUCCACGACCUCCGGGAGCAGCUGAUGAACAGCAGUUUGGGCUCAGGGACAGCAUCGCUGCGGAGCAACCCCAAGAGGGGUUUCUACAUCCGGGCGCUCUUUGACUAUGAUAAGACCAAGGACUGCGGUUUCCUGAGCCAAGCGCUGAGCUUCCAUUUUGGCGACGUCCUGCACGUGAUUGACGCUUCCGACGAGGAGUGGUGGCAGGCGCGGCGCGUCCAUCCGGAUGGCGACAGCGAUGAGAUUGGCUUCAUCCCCAGCAAAAGGCGGGUCGAGCGACGGGAAUGGACACGGCUAAAAGCAAAGGAUCGGGUGCCGGGAUCGGGCUCUCAAGGUCGAGAAGAUGCUGUCUUGAGCUAUGAAACCGUUGUACAAAUGGAAGUUCACUACGCUCGACCCAUCAUUAUCCUGGGCCCCACUAAGGACCGAGUCAACGAUGACCUCCUCUCGGAGUUCCCUGACAAAUUUGGCUCCUGUGUCCCACACACCACUCGGCCGAAACGGGAGUACGAAGUGGAUGGGCGGGACUACCAUUUUGUUGCCUCACGGGAGAAGAUGGAGAAGGACAUUCAGAGCCACAAGUUCAUUGAGGCCGGCCAGUACAACAGCCACCUGUACGGGACGAGCGUCCAGUCAGUGCGCGAGGUGGCUGAGCAGGGCAAGCACUGCAUUUUGGACGUUUCGGCCAAUGCCGUGCGGAGGCUGCAGGCAGCUCAACUUCACCCCAUCGCCGUUUUUAUCCGGCCACGCUCCCUCGAGAAUGUUCUAGAAAUUAACAAGCGGAUAACGGAGGAGCAGGCGCGGAAAGCCUUCGACAGAGCUACAAAACUGGAGCAGGAAUUUACAGAGUGCUUCUCGGCCAUUGUAGAAGGAGACAGCUUCGAAGAGAUCUACCACAAGAUCAAAAGAAUCAUUGAGGAGCUCUCCGGCCCGUACAUUUGGAUCCCGGCUCGCGAGAGACUUUAGGAGCUUAACGUGAACUGAUAUUUCCCGGAAGGGAUGGCAAAACCAACCACCACCGAAUCUGCGACAGAGCUGUCCUCUCUGGAGAGGGGGACCGACUCUUGUCUCUUGCCACUGAACUUAGCUGUUUGGUUAAUAUUUUGGGGAUGGGUGGGGAUGUCUUGGGACAGGCUUCUUUCGUUUCUUCCGUUGACUCUUUAAUCUUCUCAAUUUUUGUUUUCCUUUUUCCUUUCUUUUUUCUUUUCUUCUUCUUGCGUGAUCCGGCUCCCCCACCCCUAAUCCUGAUUCAAAACCGCUCCCGUUUUAAUUUCUGCAGCAAAUGUGGGGCUUUCUUCCAUCCCCAACAGCGCUAGCGCAUGCAUGCUGUCAUUUGGGGGGGCAGGUGGUGGCACAGGGGAAGAAUGGGGGGGUUCUUAGAUUCUGGUCUGUUUCGUUUUACAAGCAGCAAGGUGGAGGGGAGGCACACGCAGACUCUGAACUCGGAGAGAGAAAGACUGAAACAAACUUAUUGUGGGAGAGAAGAGAGAGAUAUUUUUUAAGAAAAACUUUCUGCAAAUGGAAGCCACUUUUGAUGAGUUUACUUUCCAGGACUCCCGCCCCUUUUUUCCCAGUGAUUCAGAAGAAAAGAAGGCAUUGUUGCUGAGGAGUUUUAAAGUUCCCUGAUUGUGGUUUGAUCAUUAGGGCAGAGAAGAGGGAUGGGGAUUCCGGAGGGUUUUUUAAAUUUUGGAAGGAGGAGCAACACUGCACACUCGUUAAAAGAAUCAAAAACAAAUUCACCAAGCUAGUUUUCUGCUGUUUUAAAAAAUAAAAAACCUGACUAUUUUCCCCUUGGAAGGAAACAAGGAUACCUUUUUCCGUUCCUUCCCUCUUUUGUUUUAGCUGAAUAAUAUUCUACGAUUGAAACAAGCACAGACCCAGGACUGAUGAAUCCAAGAUAAUCCUCGCUUGCAAGAAUGGCCUGAUGACGACGAUGACUUUGGGAUAUAAUAUAUCUAUAUCUAUAUAUCUCUAUAUAGAUAGAUAGAUAUUAUUUUCAGUUGACUUUUUCCUCUCUUUUUGAUUUUCUCUUUCAUUUCGUUCUGUUUUUUUCCUCUUCAGUGCAUGAAGUUUACUUUUGUGGCUUCAAAAUUUAGCAGAAAAAGGAUAACAAAAAAUAAUAAUAACAAUAAUCAUGGAACCAUUUUUGCUAAUCCAGCAAUCUAUAUUUUUCUUUCUGGGGGAGGGAGAGGAGAGAGAAAAAAAGAAGAGAAAGGUUGGGGGGGAAAGGGAAAUAGAGUUUUUUUGAUGUCCUGUGACUAUUUUUUGGGGUCAUAUCAAGUAUUUUGGUGCGGCUGUGCGUGAUGUAUGAAAAAAAAAUACACAGAGGAGAACAGUUUUAGUGGGUGGGAGAUAUAUUUCGGAGGGCUGUUUUAAGUUCACUUUGAAGAUUUUAAUUUCCAAAUCUAAUGGAUUAAUUAUUAUUUUUUGUAUAUAAAGAAAAAAACAGAGAUUGGACUUGGGGGUUGGGGGAGCUGGAGAUAUUUAGCCCCCAACCCCGCUGCUCCAGCCACUGCUGGCCCCUGGCAAGACACAAAACUCUCCAAAGGUUUGCCUUUCGGGGGUAGGAGGAAGGUGCCGGGUCAAACUUGUACUCUAGGAAGGAAGAGCUGCUGGUGUGUCAGUGGAGAAGUUUAUUUCUGUAGCUGCCGGGAAGUUAAGCAACACAGAUUCUGCUCCAAACACUUGAACUAAGCUUUCGCUCGAACCGGGUUCUCCCCUGCCUCAUCCUCCAAAAGCAAGCCUCACCCUGACCGUUCAUAGGAAUAAUUUUUAAAAUGACAGGGGUUGAAUCUGACAUUUUAAUUAUGCCUGAAAAGCAUAUGUUGGACCUGGUCCAAAUCUCCAAAGGCUGGCUACCACACCACCCCGCCCAAGGAGCGCAAAUGUCUUUUUUUUAACAACCGCUGAAUUGAGGCAAAAAACAAGGAUAAUCUACAGAAAACAAAGGGAAAGAUGUAGCUGGAAUGGAGGGACAGAGCACAAGGUUACCAGCGCGCUUGGAGGGGGUGGGGCAUCCCAGGGCUGUGUUUGCCCCCCCUCCCCCAAAGUCGCCCCAGCUCACACGACUAAAUAUGCCAAUUCACCCACAGGCCAGUGGGGUAAAGCUGGGGGGGGGGCGUUUACUCUGGGGAAACUGCCCAUCCAUGGCAAGAUGGCGGCUGGCAGAUGUGGCCUCUGAUCCUGGUUUAAACAGUUUGAUCUGGCCCUCUGCGCCCCCUCUUCAGGCCCUUCUAAAAAGUGUGCCGUUUCAAGCAGGGCAGCCCAGGCUCCUGAACUCCCUGGGUUUUCCAAGAGGGCCCAGAAGGGAUCGGACACUUUGCGUCUCUUCUCCUUGCCCCCC
Molecule: messenger RNA, 5311 nt
Organism: Podarcis muralis (Common wall lizard)
Lineage: Eukaryota; Metazoa; Chordata; Lepidosauria; Squamata; Lacertidae
Source: RefSeq, a predicted model, not a curated record